CAUAAAUGUAUGAUACGGGUACCAACAUGGUCAGCAAUUACCAUACACGUAGCAGGAUUAUAAUCAAUUCAGUAAGUAUCAAAUAGAAGUACUUUUGACCGACAUACUCAAACCGAAAUUUGAAAUUCGAGAGAGCAGCAUACACUCUACUACGAGCAGGCCAAUUCACUUUGCCUUUUCUCAACGUAGGGGACACACAUCUUGUUCAGCAUGGCGACAACAGGUUUCAAAGAUGAUCCUUUUUGGAUGUCGAAAAUGAAGUAUCAGUUUGAAAUUUGGUUUGAUUUGGAUGGCAACGGAUCAAUUGAAAAUGAGGACUUCAACAAGCUUUUCGAUAAUAUGGUAGAGGCAAAGGGGUUGUCACCCGACAGUCCAAUGUAUGAUAGAGCAAAGAACAUGAAACAGAAUAUGUGGACCAUAUUACAGCAUAACGCGGAUGGGGAUGAAGAUAAGUCGCUAAGUCUGAGUGAAUGGUGUAUUUUCUUUGAUGAUUUUGCCGUCCAAUACAACAAACGAAACUACAUACCUCAUUGGUACAAAGAAUUCAUGGCAGUGACUUUUUUCAUAAUGGAUAAGAAUGGUGAUGAACUGAUAGAUGCUAGCGAUUUUGUUUCAUAUUACUGUGAAACACACAAACUUCCUCUUGAGAUAGUAAACACUGCAUACAAGAAGAUUACCUCUAAUGGAAAAUUAAAUCUGGAUAAGUUCAAAGAUAUGAUGAUUGGGUUCACAGUUUCAAAGGAUAAGGAACACACUGGCAAUAUAUUAGGAGAAAUGAUGGUCAACGGCCGUUUAGAAAGAAUGGCGAAGAACAUGAAAGAUGAUCCCUUUUGGAUGUCUAAAAUGAGGCAUCAGUUUUACACAUGGUUUGAUUGUAGUCGAGAUGGAGUUAUUCAAAAGAAGGAUUUCGACUAUAUAUUACAAGGGGUCGUACGUUCUAAGGGAUGGGCUAAUGGAAGUCCAUUGUGGAAGAGAGUCGAAGACAUGACAAACAACUUCUGGGCAGAACUAAAAAGGGCUGGGGAUACGGACAAAGACGACCAGAUAACUAUAACCGAAUGGUGUGACUUUUGGUCAGAUUUUGCAGCAAAUUACAACACUGAUGCUGAAUUACCUUUUUGGUACUCUGAAUUCCUCCAAGUAAAUUUUUGGCUUUAUGACACGAAUGGAGAUGGAUGGAUAGAUAGGGAUGAGUUUAUCGCGGCUUACAAUGGAAUGUAUGGCAUCCCCCUUAACAUAGUGGCAGCUACUUUCUCGAAUAUAACGAAGGAUGAAGAACUAGACUUUGAUAUCAACCUUUUCCGGGAGAUGAUGCUUGGAUUCACAGUUUCCACGGAUAUGAAAAAUCCUGGAAACAUUUUAGGAGAAAUGUUGGUCAGGCUAGUCGGUUGUGAAACUGAAUUUGAACGCACUGAGUUCUGGGAGGAAAAACAUCGACACGAGUUUUAUGUCUGGUUCGAUCAAGACAAAAAUGGAGUUGUUGAAUAUAAGGAUUUUCAUCAACACGCUAAGAAUAUUAUAGCAUUGACUCAGUGGUCAAAGGGCAGUCCUAUGUGGGUACGAUGCUUUGACAUCAUGAACGGCCUGUGGAGGGAGCUCAAACGCCGUGCAGAUAAAGAUAAUGACAAAAAGGUGACAGUUGACGAGUGGCUCGAUUCUAUGGAGAAUAUGUGCAGGGAAAUUAAAGCAAAGACCAUGAAAAUACCUUAUUGGUAUGGUAGUUACCUCGACCUAUACUUUGAUGUGUUUGACAGUCUUGGGAAUGGCGAUGGGUGGAUAACGAAAGACGAAUUCGUGUCAGCUUAUCGGCCAUUCAAAAUUCCAGAUGACGUAAUUGAAAAAUGCUUCGAUGAUAUGACAUAUGGUGGACGUAUUGCUAUGGAUCGCGACUUCUGGAAUACAUGUUGCAUUCAGUUUUCAACCUCGACCGAUAUAAACUCUCCUGGAAAUAUUCUCGGCAAGAUGCUGAUUGGAAAAUAUAAUUAAUGGACGCUAUGUAAUUAUAAAAAGAAUGAAAGAUAUGAAUUACUAAUCUAGAUCAUGACCAAUGUGAGAAAAAUAACUACAAUGAACCUUAUAUUAUACAACAAUGGCCUUAUUUUCAAGUCAAAUACUAUUACAUGGAGUUUUUUCAAUUUCGAUUUAGUUAAAGGUCCUGGAUAUUGAUACAAAUAUAAAUAUAUGUCUUUGUUAACUUAAUAACAUGAGCGGCAAAGUAUAACAUAAAAUAUAAUACAGGAAUCUCAAUAAUACCAAACAUCGUAUUAUAGUAUGUUCAGUCUGUGUCUACAUGUAUGUCUACUCCCACUCCAACCCAAAAGGUUCCCAAAGUAUUUUAGAAUGUUUCCUGGUUGUUCAAUACUGAGAGUGAGACAUAAUGAGCCACAAUGUCAAUAAUUUUACCAUUCAUUACGUCACUAAGGAUGGUAUCUCCAUACAAAAGUGUGUCUCAUUUCUUAGAGAUUGUUAAAUUUCUGAAAUUGGGCAGACAUUCAAGUUAUCAAGUCCUGCAAGAAGCAAUUCCAUUUCGAUUGUGAGCAGCGGACAUUUGGUUAGAAAAUGAACAUUUACAUUUCUGACAUCAUUGUCAUUUAUCUGUCCUAGGUAAACCUUAUAAAUUGUAAUAAUUAUGUAAUUACACUGACAAAAUAGUUAAGAAAUUUAGUGAAAUCAUCAUUGCCAUUAUAACCUAAAAUAAUUUUUCUAUAA
Molecule: messenger RNA, 2709 nt
Organism: Owenia fusiformis
Lineage: Eukaryota; Metazoa; Annelida; Polychaeta; Sabellida; Oweniidae
Source: the annotation of a GenBank genome assembly